This is a messenger RNA of Caenorhabditis auriculariae, 2402 nucleotides long. Lineage: Eukaryota; Metazoa; Nematoda; Chromadorea; Rhabditida; Rhabditidae. The record is from the annotation of a GenBank genome assembly.
AUGACCGCUAAAAUCAUCGACGGACUGGAAUGCUCUAAGAAAGUUUUGGCCGGUGUCGGAGAGCGGAUCGCUGAGUUGCGCAAGUCCCAUCCCGAUUUCAACGCAGUGUUGGCAAUUGUCCAGGUUUUCCUUUUUUUUUUUUUGCUUUUUCAAAAUUUAAAUUAUAACCAUCUAUAACGUAUCUUGCAGAAUUAAUGUUUGAUAUCGUUUCACUAGAGAAUUUUUUGAGCUUAACAAAAAGGGUUCAAAUUUUUCCAGUAUCCAGAAAAAUGUUUUCAAGCUGAAUGAAGAUUUCAAAGUUAAAGUGCAAAACCUAUCGAUAUAAUGCAAAAAAAAAGAAAGAUUUGCGCCUUUCUGCAGAUUUUUUUUCAGGUUGGAAAUCGAGCGGAUUCAAAUGUCUACAUCAACGCAAAGAUCCAAAAAGCAGCGAACAUUGGGGCCAAGGGCACUUUGGUCAAGCUUCCCGACACGGCAACGCACGACGAUUUGCAACGGGUCAUCAACGAGCUCAACGCUGACCGAGAAGUCGAUGGAAUCAUUGUCCAGGUACUUUGCCGAUAAGUUUAUAACAUUUUUCUCAAAAAUUUUCAGCUUCCUCUUGAUACUAAGAAUGAAAUCGACGUCGACGCCAUCAUCGACACUAUCAACCCACAAAAGGUAGAUCCUUAUUUUGUUUUCAUCGUCAAAAUCAGUUACCUGAAAUUUGAAUUUUUUUUACCACGCUUAGUAUCGUUUCAAUAGAGGAGAACUUUUAUAUCUGGCUAGUUUUUAAUAAAUCGAAAAAGGAAGCUUGUUAUGCGUUGGUUAGCUGAGACACCUAGGAAAUUUUACACUCUCUUUUUCGAGAUAUAAAAAAAACUAUGCAGCUUCAAAGGAAUUUCUCUUUAGCACAUUAAAAGUGUCUAACUGAAAAAUUUAAUAAUUGAUUAACGUUCAAAUGAAGUUCGAAAAAAAGUAAUUAAUUUAUUUUUUUAGAAAAUAUAAAUGAAUGGGAACAUUUUUUUAGGACGUCGACGGGCUCACUCGAUUCAACGCCGGUCUUCUGAUGCGUGGAGAGCUUUCUAGAGCAAUUAUUCCCUGUACUCCAAAAGGAUGUCUUCAUCUUGUCCAGCAAGCCACAGGUUUUGCUUUCCUCUGAACGGUUUGAAAAAUUGCAACGACUUAGCUUCGGAUUUCUCGGUUUUAAGACUUUUUUAAAGCUUUUUUGAUACUUUUCUCAUCUCGAAAGGCCGUCGAAGUGGUAAACGCUUUUUUUCCAAAUACAAGUUUGAAGAAAAAGUCUUUCUGCUUGUAUUUCCCUAGUAAGAGAAGUGUUUUGCUUUUUGUUUGAAAAUUUGAUGAGACUGCAAAAAUUAUAUCAGACGUUUCUCGUUUGAAAUCGGAAAAUAACAUUAAACUUUUGCUUUUUCGGUGCUUUGAAAACGUUAAGAUUUCCUCUUUUUUUGACUAAAUUGUAAGUAAAAAAAUUUUUGAAAAAUCUGUUAUUCAACUAGAAGGCGAAAGGUAUUCAUUUUUUUGAAAGAGAAAUUGGAAAUAUAUUAUUUUCAUUGCGUCAUAAAAAAAUAAAACGCUUCCUUUGUCAUUUUUUUCUGUUAAUGCAAACCGAAAACCAAAAUUGUCAGUCAUAUUCUUUUUUUGUUUCAGGAGACGAGAAGUUCACGGUUGGGAAGCACGUGGUAGUUCUGGGCCGUUCGAAAAUUGUCGGAUCCCCCGCUGCCGCUCUUUUCAUGUGGAACAACUCGACAGUCACCAUUUGCCAUUCAAGGACUCAGAACAUUGAAAAAUACUGCCGCGAGGCCGACAUUCUUAUCGUAGCAAUCGGGAAAAAACACUUCGUGCGGGGUUGGUUUCUGAUUUUUGACGAUGAGAACCAGUUUUGUUCAAAUCAUUCACAGAUCGUAAUUUUCGAAUUGUGACGACUCAAGUUACUACUUGAACACAAGACGAAAGAAAAGUUUCAGGCGAUUGGAUCAAGCCUGGAGCCGUAGUCAUUGAUUGCGGAAUCAACGUUGAAGAAGCGACUGAACCAGGCAAAAAGAACAAACUUUUUGGAGAUGUUCAUUACGAUGAAGCCAAGGAGGUGAGAAUAUUUGAACGUGACUUAUAGGAACACAUUUUCAGGUUGCCGGGUACAUUACUCCUGUUCCUGGAGGAGUCGGUCCAAUGACUGUAGCCAUGCUCAUCAAGAAUACAUUCGAGCAGGCUGUCCGACGUCGUCUGGAAUCUGAGGUACAUCCAUUAAAUGUUGUAGUUUUUUCUGAACCUCCUGAAGAAAUGUAGGCACAUUUUGGAAAAUUCCUCAUUUAACGACUUGAAAACACUAAAACAGUCUUUUUCUGGUAUAUCUUAACAUGAGAUAAAGAACUUCCGAACUCAAAAAUGCAAUUAUUCAUUUUUAGUAA